Messenger RNA from Dipodomys ordii (Ord's kangaroo rat), 627 nucleotides. RefSeq names its product DNA damage-binding protein 2-like. Gene Ontology annotation, biological process: response to UV; DNA repair. Gene Ontology annotation, molecular function: protein binding; damaged DNA binding. Gene Ontology annotation, cellular component: Cul4-RING E3 ubiquitin ligase complex; nucleus. The annotation marks the transcript as partial. The transcript is spliced from 4 exons. The record is from RefSeq and is a predicted model, not a curated record. NCBI's taxonomy places the organism in Eukaryota, Metazoa, Chordata, Mammalia, Rodentia, Heteromyidae.
AUUGGAGCUGGAGGGAGCAUCACAGGGCUGAAGUUUAACCUUCUCAAUACCAACCAGUUCUUUGCCUCUUCAAUAGAGGGAACAACUAAGCUGCAAGACUUUGAAGGCAACACUCUACGAGUUUUUACCUGCUCAGACACUUGCAACAUCUGGUUUUGCAGCCUGGAUGUGUCUACCAAAAGCCGAAUAGUAGUCACAGGAGACAAUAUGGGAAAUGUGAUCCUGCUGAACAUAGAUGGCAAGGAGCUUUGGAAUCUCAGAAUGCACAAAAAGAAAGUGACCCAUGUGGCUCUGAACCCCUGUUGUGAUUGGUUACUGGCUACAGCCUCCGUAGAUCAAACAGUGAAAAUCUGGGACCUGCGCCAGGUUAAAGGGAAAAACAGCUUCCUCUACUCCCUGCUGCACAAACAUCCUAUCAACUCAGCUUAUUUCAGCUCUGAUGGAUCCCGCCUCCUGACAACUGACCAGAAGAAUGAGGUCCGGGUUUACUCUGCCUCACAGUGGGACUGCCCAGUUAGCCUGAUCCCUCACCCUCACCGUCACUUCCAGCACCUCACACCCAUCAAGGUGAGUGAGGGAAGAGAGCUGUUAUCAUGGGAACCAACCAGCACUGACCAAGGAGCAUAG